AUGGUUGUUUCGAAGCAUAUUCAAAAAAUAGAGCAACAACUUAAUGUUUUAUGUAUAGAAGAAUUGAUCUAUGUCCAAGAAAAAUUAACCAGUUUGCUAAAAAUACGGUUAAAUGAAAUACGUGAAGAAACUACUAAAGUCACUAUUACUACUCAGUCAAGAGUGAAAAAUCCAUCUACUUAUUCACCUACUUUUAUUAAGAAAGAGUUCAGUAAUUUAAAUGAUAAUCCAAUAGAAAAUCCUUAUUUGCACAAACUAGGUCAAUUCACGACAGACAGUGAAGAUGAAGAUGAAAAUGAGACAAUUAUUAAUAUUCAACAAACUAGUUCCCCCUUAAAAAAUUCACAGAACGAUAAUAAUAUGAAAAGUAUUAAUGAGAAUACUAAUUUCCAUUCCCCAGAAUUAGAAAAUAAUAGAGAACCCCCUAAGAAUUUAAUCUCCAAACGUAAAAAUUCGUUUGAUCAAUGUAAAACAAAUAUACUUAUUAAACUAAAACAAGAGGAUAAGCAAGAUAACCUGAAAGUAAAUCAGCAAAAGAAACAGAAAAUAACAAAAGGAAAACGUGACUUAAUAAACUUUAAUGUAAAUCCUAUAACGAAAAAUCCCUGGAUCUUGGAAGAUUUUAAGCCUAACGAUGAUGUUAACCCAAGCAAUUUUAAAAGUCAUGGUAAAAGUAGUUACGAGCCUUCUGAACGAGGGCGAAAAGUACAUCCAAUCUUUAUGACAUUUGAAGAGAUGAGAGACCGGCAUGUUGAAGAGAUCCAUAUUAGGGAACGAUCGGUUUCACCACCAGGAUUUGGUAGACUUGAUUUCCCUACAACACAAGAGAAUAAAACAGAUCGAGAAAAAUCAAGAGAAAUUUUAAAAAAUAAAACUAUAAAGAGAUUUAGCAUAGCAUGUAAUAAUAGUAUUCCGCCUUGGGAAAGAAAAUAUAUCUUCAAGAAUAAUAAACUAAAUGAUAUAACAGAUAAUGGUGACUUUCAUUGGGAAAAGGAAAAUUUAGAAGUAUAUAUGAGAUAG
Henningerozyma blattae CBS 6284 is the source of this 1020-nucleotide messenger RNA. It is a transcript of the gene SAE2, whose product is annotated as ssDNA endodeoxyribonuclease SAE2. The coding region runs from base 1 to 1020 and encodes 339 amino acids. The transcript has a single exon. The record is from RefSeq and is a predicted model, not a curated record. Lineage: Eukaryota; Fungi; Ascomycota; Saccharomycetes; Saccharomycetales; Saccharomycetaceae.